AUGCUGGCUCGAACAGUCCAGCGUACGUACGGCAUACCGUUUGGUGGGCCGUCGCCGUCGCCCGAUCCUGAUGAGCAAAGUACAGCACUACUACCACCAAUUGAACCUCACGAUCGGUUAGAGGCUAACAGUGACAUGAUAAUAGCAUCGCCCAUAUACGAUGAUGCAGAAAAUGAAUUCGCACAAGAUGCCGAGGAAUUUGCCAAAGGCCUCGACUCUCUCUCAAUAGUGCAGAAGCCCAACGCCGAGAAACGAGCGGACAUAUUCAGACUCGUCGAUACUUACUACCAAUAUGCGUCUAAAAAAGUUCGCGCUUUGCGCAAAUCGCAAGGACAGCUAUCUAGGACUGACCCCCGCCAUUCAUACGAGGUUUCUAGCCAGGAUUCUAUGGACCUUGAUGACGGAGAUGAUCUGAUAAAAUCACCAGCCUCAUCCGAAAUGCUCAAGAACUGGGAGCUGGAAGCACAGACGUGGGAUAUGUUGCGUCGCCUCUUACCUCUGCGAUACCCGAACAAGACCUCUCUUAAGCCUGCCCGCCACGACGUGUCAAGAUUCCAAUCAUGUGCGCAACUCUGGGACGAGUUCCUCCAGACAGACUCUACUGCCCAGGAACGUAAGGCGAUUCUAGAAUGCCUGCAGACUAGCGCAGACGAAUCGCGGGUAGAUAUAGAUGAAUUAGUCCGAGACUAUCAGCAGCGAGCGGAAAGAGGCGACAUCAUCGCUUAUGGAUGGCUUCAUACGCGAUCUGCGCUCAAGAUGCAGAAGAAUCUAAACGGUUGGUCUGGAGCACUGGACCCCAAUGCUACCGAUGUUGUGCAGAAACUCCGGAACGGGUCAAAUCCUAUGGUAACCCAGCUUGAUCCUGACGUAGUAACGAGGCAGAACCGGAAGCUUCAACCGCAGGAUGAGUACUUCGAAAGGGCUAUCUGGCUUGGAUGUUACGAAUUACUGCGAAGGGGACGAAGCAUUGCCGAAAUUCGAGAUUGGUGUGUUGAAAGGACCGAAGUCUGGCGAGCUGUUAGUAUGUCAGCUAUGCCAUUAUCAAAAGAUGAAGGUGAGAGCCGGUUUAACUGUGAUCCUCUCUCGAUGCUUCUAUGGCGUCGUACCUGUUUUGCCUUAGCGAGACAGGGAGGUACUGAUGACUUCGAGCGUGCUGUAUACGGUAUCCUUUCUGGCGAUAUUCCAAGCGUCGAGAAGAUUUGUGAAGAUUGGGACGAUUUUGUCUACGCCCAUUGCAACGCUUUGCUUCGAACACAGUUCGAUGCUUACCUGAUGAAGCGAUCUCCACCAGACGCAACGGCUGCUAUAACACAAUCAUUCUCUACCUUCAACGCCGUGCAGUUUCACGGCGACGCUGCUUCAGUCGGAGAGCGUCUGGUAAAGUCACUGGAGACGAAUAUCAAGACUGCGGCGGAAGCAAAGACGCCGAUGAAAACCCUCCAGGCGGCGAUCAUUUCCAAUAAUAUAGAGCAGUACACCUACGAGCUCGGUCUCGCACUUGGAAAGGCGGCUAAUUCGGGGGAUACUUCGGCUUUGAUACCUCACUUCGGUGCCUCCAACGAAGAUAUAGACGAUAGCAAGUUUGUCCAACUAAGGGAUCAUAACGGCCUACGAAUUUUGGUCCACGUGUAUCUGAUCAUAUCAAGUCUCGAAGAACUACAGGGUGGUUUGCACAUGGAGCUUUCCGAACGCCACAAAGCGCGAGAGAACGUAGUCUCCGCCUAUGUUAGCACUUUGCGACUAACGGGCUUGACGGAUAUGAUGCCGCUAUACUGCAACCAAAUGCAAGGAGAUAGGGCUUUUUUCACCCUGAGCAGGAAUGUUACUAGCGUAACUGACCAGCAUGAACGAGAGAUACUACUAAGACUCAUGGAGAAACUCGGUAUGGACGUUGCCGAAUUUGUCCAAUUCCAGCCUCGUUCUCUACUCCAGGAGCACCCCGAAGCUGAGGAACACCCUCCACCAUUUGGUAGAUUUACCGUCUUCUCCAACGAUCCACCUACGCUUAAGUACGGACGCCCUUUGAAGCCUGACUUCCUCGGGGAACCCCCAGAGAGUCUAGACCCUGUGGACGAGCAUCUUAUCCAGUCAUUGGAAUGGUUCCUCCUUGUCGACGGCCUUUGGGACGAGGUUUUCCAUUACGGCACAGCUAUCUACAAACGCUUUCUUAAGCAAUUCAACCUUCAUGCGGCUCGUGCCUUGUCUGAACGAGUUCGCUGCGGCGAAAUUUUCAAGCGGAAGGCAGGCAUUGUCUACUCUGACGACUCGGACGUGUCAUGGUUCGACGAGGUUCGAGCGAGCGCUGCGGCUGGCUCACUGGAUGAAAACAGCCUUGGGGUUGAAGACGUCGCAGUAGCGCAAAACUUCUUCGAGAUGGAGUGCUUAGUCCGAGCCUUGGAUUCGAUGGAGACUAUCGCAUCAAGUGAACUAUUAGCCCAGGAUCCUGCAGAGAAAGUAAGCCGGGACUUCUGGUCUAACGUCGGGCGCGAAGUGAAGAACAUUAAGAGCUUUAUGCGCCAUAUAUUGAAUAAUUGGCUUAUGGAAAGUAUUGAAGAAGACGAAGACUUCACGUAUCUUCGAGACGCGUAUCUGCCUGAGGUGAUUAUCGGAUACGUCAGCGUGUUACAUUUCGCAGGUACGACUCUGACCCGUGACAACCUGCUAGAAUGCAUGGAGCUUGCCUCUGUGAUCGCCAAAAAGGACGCGGACGUGGCUGCGGUUAUUAUGAAAGCCGGACGAAUGAAGGAGCUCGUGGAGGGCUUCGCAAACUGCAGCAAGGCGCUAGCUAUCAGCAGCAGCGACAAGAAAGGAGCGGGUGGUAUUAGUAGUAAGAGGAUGAUGCGAGAACAUGGAUGGACACGGGAAUUAUGGUCGGUCAAAAACUGA
Daldinia loculata is the source of this 2886-nucleotide messenger RNA. Its product is annotated as nuclear pore protein 84/107. The record is from RefSeq and is a predicted model, not a curated record. Gene Ontology annotation, biological process: post-transcriptional tethering of RNA polymerase II gene DNA at nuclear periphery; regulation of DNA-templated transcription; protein import into nucleus. The transcript has 4 exons. Gene Ontology annotation, molecular function: structural constituent of nuclear pore. Gene Ontology annotation, cellular component: nuclear pore; nuclear pore outer ring. Bases 1 to 2886 code for a protein of 961 amino acids. Lineage: Eukaryota; Fungi; Ascomycota; Sordariomycetes; Xylariales; Hypoxylaceae.